CCGCCCCCCGGUGGAGCGGGGCCGCCCGCUGCCCGCGGAGCACCUCAGCGGCCGCCGAGCCGCCGCCGGCCCCGCUGCCGGGCCAGGCGCGGGUGGUGGUGUGCGGCGGCGGCGUGGUGGGCGCCUCGGUGGCCUACCACCUCGCCAGGCUGGGCUGGACGGACGUGGUGCUGCUGGAGCAGGGCAGGCUGGCUGCUGGUACCACCCGCUUCUGUGCCGGCAUCGUGAGCACGGCCAGGCACGUGUCCAUCGAGCUGAAGAUGGCAGACUACUCCAACAAGCUGUACCAGCAGCUGGAGCAAGAGACGGGCAUACAGACAGGGUACAUGAAGACAGGCUCUAUUUCGCUGGCUCAGACUCAGGACCGACUAAUCUCUCUGAAACGCAUUGCUUCAUCGCUGAAUGUAAUGGGGAUCCCGUGUGAAAUUAUCACCCCGAAGCAAGUGGCGCAGCUUCACCCGCUUAUCAACAUCCACGACCUUGUGGGGGCCAUGUAUGUGCCGGAAGAUGCACUCGUGUCCUCUGCCAACGUGAGUCUGGCUCUGGCGACUGCUGCCUCACGGAAUGGUGUCCAGAUUCACGAACGGACGAGCGUCAGUCACGUCUUAAUCCAGAAGGGUCGUGUGACUGGAGUUGAGACCGACCGAGGAAAGAUUCAGUGCCAAUACUUUGUCAACUGUGCUGGCCAGUGGGCCUACGAGUUGGGCCACUCUGGGGACGAACCAGUCAGCAUCCCGCUCCACGCCUGCGAACACUUCUACCUCCUGACACAUCCUUUGAAGGAACCUCUGGCAAGCAGCGUACCAACUAUCGUAGACCCCGAUGGCAGGAUCUACAUCCGCAACUGGCAGGGCGGCAUCCUCUCGGGAGGCUUUGAGAAAAACCCCAAGCCUCUUUUCACGGAGGGACGGAACCAGCUGGAGAUUCAGAACCUCCAGGAAGACUGGGAUCAUUUUGAGCCACUCCUGAGUGCCCUUCUGCGCAGGAUGCCAGAUUUGGAGGCCCUGCAGAUCAUGCAGCUAGUGAACUGCCCGGAGUCCUUCACGCCAGACAUGCGGUGCAUCAUGGGCGAGUCGCCCACGGUGCGGGGCUACUUCGUCCUGGCUGGCAUGAACUCGGCUGGUAUCUCUUAUGGUGGGGGAGCAGGCAAGUACCUGGCAGAGUGGAUGGUAAAUGGUUAUCCAUCGGAAAAUGUCUGGCCUCUGGACUUGAAACGCUUUGGUACUCUUCAGAGCAGUCGCACCUUCCUCCGUCACCGUGUGAUGGAAGUAAUGCCCCUCAUGUGUGAUCUGAAGGUUCCCCGCUGGGACUUCCAGACCGGCAGACAGCUGCGCACCUCCCCGCUCUAUGACCGUCUGGAUGCCCAGGGGGCUAGAUGGAUGGAGAAGCAUGGGUUUGAGAGAGUCAAAUACUUUGUCCCACCUGGGAAAGAUCUGCUGGAUUUGGAUCAGAGCAAAACCUUUUACAAGCCAGACUGGUUUGAUAUCGUGGGUUCAGAAGUCAAGUGCUGUAAGGAAGCAGUUUGUGUCAUUGACAUGUCGUCUUUCACCAAGUUUGAAAUAAGCUCCACGGGAGACCAGGCGCUGGAGAGUCUGCAGUACCUCUUCUCAAACGACCUGGAUGUGCCAGUUGGGCACGUUGUGCAUACCGGCAUGCUUAAUGAGAAAGGAGGUUACGAGAAUGACUGCAGCAUUGCACGGCUGAGCAAACGCAGCUUCUUCAUGAUUUCCCCUACUGACCAGCAAGUCCACUGCUGGGCCUGGCUGAAGAACCGCUUGCCUAACGACAGCAACCUGACCAUGGAAGAUGUGACCUGGAAGUACACAGCUCUGAACCUGAUAGGCCCUCGUGCUGUGGAUGUCUUGUCAGAGUUGUCGUAUGCCCCCAUAACUCCAGAACACUUUCCCUCUCUCUUUUGCAAGGAGAUGAGCGUGGGCUAUGCUAAUGGCAUCCGUGUGAUGAGUAUCACUCACACAGGAGAACCUGGAUUCAUGCUUUAUAUUCCCAUAGAGUACGCCCUCCACGUGUACAACGAGGUGAUGAACAUGGGCCAGAAGUACGGCAUCCGGAACGCCGGUUACUACGCACUCCGCAGCCUGCGCAUCGAGAAGUUCUUUGCAUUCUGGGGCCAGGAUCUGGAUGCCUUUACCACUCCUAUGGAGUGUGGACGCGAGUUCCAGGUCAAGCUGGAUAAGGGAAUGCAGUUUGUCGGCCAGGAAGCGCUGCUGGAACAGAAGCAGAACGGCGUGUACAAGCGCUUUACCAUGUUCAUCCUCGAGGACCACGACACGGACAUGGACCUCUGGCCCUGGUGGGGCGAGCCCAUCUUCCGCAACGGCCGCUACGUGGGCAAGACCACCAGCAGCGCCUACAGCUACACGCUGGAGCGCCACGUCUGCCUGGGCUUCGUGCACCACUUCGAUGAGAAGACGGGCGAGGAGCUGGUGGUGACAACUGACUUCAUCAACCAGGGCGAGUACGAGAUCGACAUCGCUGGGCAGCGCUUCCAGGCCAAAGCCAAGCUCUACCCCUUCAGCUCCCUCUUCACGCACCGUCGCCGCAAGGACGAGGUGGAACUGAGCGGCUACCAGAGGGAGUAGAGCUGCGCACAGACCCGCUCCUCUUCCCAGGCUGGAGUCUCCUGCCACCAUCUUCCAGUCCUCUCUCCUCACCCUGCAUAUUUCUUUCUCUUCCUUUCUUGUCUUGCCACUUUUAAACUUUUUCCAGCGUGUUACAUUUUGUAUAUUUUAAAACUUUAACUUUCAAGCUUUC
Molecule: messenger RNA, 2772 nt
Organism: Cygnus olor (mute swan)
Lineage: Eukaryota; Metazoa; Chordata; Aves; Anseriformes; Anatidae
Gene: PDPR
Product: pyruvate dehydrogenase phosphatase regulatory subunit
Exons: 17
Coding region: 261-2600 (779 amino acids)
Cellular component (GO): mitochondrion
Molecular function (GO): protein binding; oxidoreductase activity
Source: RefSeq, a predicted model, not a curated record